CCAAAUGCAACGUGCCCAGAACACUUUUGCCGAUUGGGGAUAUAUCCAGUAGGUGAUCGUCAUAAUCAUGAAGGUUGAACAGCCGGAGGAGGAUGGAUCUUUAAUUUUAAAAUGUCCCUAACAAAAACUCAAUUCAUUCCAGGGGAUAUAAAAUGAAAGCUUAAAUAUGCAGUUAUAAAGAGCUUCAUGUCCCUUCUUGCUCAAACCAAUCUGUACUCUCAUCAAUCCUUCUCCUCUUCUCUCAGAAACCAAGAAUCCUUGCAAUAUUCUUCAUCAUGGUCGCCUUUGCCAGAUCUCUCCUUUCCCUCUCCCUCUUGGCAACUACCGCCAUUGCCAUUCCCACCCCAUCAGAACUUGAAUCACGAGCCGAAAUCGAUUCCGAUACCGUUGUGGGAUUUCCUGAAACUGUUCCUAGUGGUGCCGUAGGCACACUCUAUGAAGCCUACAAACCAUAUCUCGAUGUCGUAAAUGGAUGCGUACCAUUCCCCGCCGUUGAUGCCAAGGGAAACACAAAGUAUGAAAUCUCUUAACCUCUUUGAAACGAUAAUUGAGUUUCUAACAUCUCUCAGUGCUGGUUUAAAACCAACCGGCAGUAGCAACGGUGGUUGCAGUAGCAGUACCGGACAAGUAUAUGUUCGAGGCGCUCAAAACGGUUCAUACUACGGUCUAAUGUAUUCCUGGUAAGCCCAUCCUGAAAGCAUCAUAAGACCUCCAAGCUAACCCCAAGCAGGUAUAUGCCCAAAGACGAGCCCUCAACAGGCAUCGGCCACCGCCACGACUGGGAAGGAGUAAUCCUCUGGCUCAGCAGCUCCACCUCCACAGCCGCCAGCAACAUCGUCGCCGUCUGUCCAUCCGCACACGGAGGCUGGGAUUGUACCAGAAACCAAUAUACACUCUCUGGCACAGCGCCCCUCAUUAAAUAUGAAGGCAUUUGGCCCCUCGAUCACUCCUGUGGUCUUACCAGUACUAAGGGUGGACGACAACCUAUGGUUGCGUGGGAAUCUCUUCCAGCAGCUGCGCAAAGUGCGCUUGAGAAUACGGAUUUUGGAAAGGCGAAUGUUCCUUUCAAGAAUGCUAAUUUUGAGAAUAACUUUGUGAAGGCUAGUAGUUUCUAGACUUUUGGGGUUGAGG
Messenger RNA from Sclerotinia trifoliorum, 1131 nucleotides. The record is from the annotation of a GenBank genome assembly. Lineage: Eukaryota; Fungi; Ascomycota; Leotiomycetes; Helotiales; Sclerotiniaceae.